AUUCUGCGCGAUGGACCCCAGUAUACUCGCAGCAAUGGACAAAGAAGCACUGAAGAAGCAGAUUGAAAACAUGAAGUACCAGGCUUCUAUGGACCGUUGGCCGCUAUCCAGGAGCAUCGCAGCGAUGAGGGAGUAUGUCGAAGAGAAUGAAAAGAACGACCCCCUGAUACACGCUCCGGACAAAAAGAACAACCCUUGGGCCGAAAAAGGAAAAUGCAUUAUUAUGUAAACGAAAAUACAAUUAAAAAAUAAAUUAAAAUUAAGAUGAAUGAAAAAAAAAACAAUUAAAUAUCAUCAAAUUUACGUGCAAUUUAAAAAAAAAAUGUCUGGUGAGAUGCAACGACUUGGAAUACUCAGUAUUGCUCAAGGACUCAGUGUUUAUUGAGUACUAGAAGCCAGACAAUAGGAACACUGCGAUUAGAAGAAAGAAAAGGACAAAAGAAAUUUAACACAAUUAUUGUUUUCAUCUAAUAAUCUUUUUUUUUUUAAACGAAUCUAGUCGUAAAUCUAAAGAUGUACAUUUAAUAUCGUGCUAAUUAAUCAAGAAAAAAAUAUUAAUAUUAUUAUUAUGUUGGUAAAUGAGACGUUUAGAAAUGGUUGUAAAUACGUUGCGUUUUGUAUUUCAUAGUAAAAUAGAAAGUUUGGGCGUGAAAAUAUCGUAUUGAUAAAGUAAUGACGGGAAAGUGCGAACAAAAGAAUCUAUCCAUCAUUUUGGGCAACCGCAUCGUCUCGGAGAAUGUGUCUUGAAAUUCAAUUUGACAAUGAAAGUUUUAGUUUCAACUCCCGAUGAAUCCACAACGAUUCCACAUAAACACAACAAGCAACUUCCUCUUUCAUUGUUUGAGUGGAUUCCGCGUGGAUUCUAAAAAAUCAUAAUCACCUUAUUUCGAUCGUGCGAACGGACUCCGCCAUUGAGAUAUUAGAACGUAAACAAAUAUGAAGACUCUAAGAGCUCUCGAGUCUUCAUAUUUAUAAUAUUUAUAUUAAAAAAAAACAAUUAAAUAGGUUAAAAGCAUUUCACAACUUAAUGUGUAUUCGAAGGUACAUAGAGACGUUCGCGACUUUAAAUAUUGGCAAUAAAAAAAUAUAGAAGAAAAUAAUAGCGUACGUUAAAAAUGUAGUUAUUUUAAAUAUAAGAUUUAAUAAAAAAUUAUCCAACGUAAUCUCGUUCGAAAGAAAUAAUUAUAAGUGUUUCUUUUUUUUUUCUUUCUUACAAAUGUUGCCAGUAGUGACGCUUCUAAAAUUAGCUAAGCAAAACUCUUUUUUCUCACUUCUAAAAUUUAUAUAAUCUAUCUCCUGGCUUCUGUGGUUCGUUUCGAAUAAAAUGAACCUUAUAAAAAAAAUGAAAAUUAAAAGUAUUGAGUAAUAACUUAAAACAGUAGACUUUAUCUAGUUCGAUAGGGACAUUCGGAGGAGUUUAAGGCGUUGUUAUCAAAAGCUCGUAGCUUCCUCUGUAAACUUCUAAAUUGUAAUCUAAGAUUUCCAGGUUCGGGAGUAUUCAGACUAUUCCCCGGGGGGUUUUGUUGCCAAAAUCUCCUAAUGAAAAGUUUGAGUGCGUCGGAACCUUUUAGAGCGUAAAAUCCAUUCAAAGGAUUAAACUUAAAAGAGCCCUAAAAUUUUUCGAUUUAAAUAGAGAAUUUAAACUUAUGCACUGUAGAGUUAGAGAAUUAAAAAAAUAAAUAUAAAAAAAAUCUUAAAAAAAAAAAUACCCUUCCCAUAUAGCAUAUCUAAGCGUGGAAUGCGAAAGAUCAUACUGGCUGUGAGUAAUUCCAAUUUGUUUAAUCGCUUCUACUCUAAGAUAUAGGCGGACAUUGAAACAUCGACAAUAAACUGCGCGCUCAUGUUUCGGCAUCCAAAGCUGUCAUCCACCACCGCAUCCCAUCAACUCAAUAUUUCAUAGACAAAUAAUAUUAUUAAUUUUAGAUUUUUUUUUUAGAAAAUAAAAAGUAGGUUUUAGUCUUAAAUUUAAGAAUAAAGUAACGGUUUAAAGUUCAGAGCAUUAAUUAAGGAUUAAUUAAAAUGAAAAGGAAUAUUUAAUUAAAAGACCUCUAGUGUUUAAAUAAGGGAUCUGUUUUGCAGUAUCAUUUGAUGGCGAAGUUUGUUCCUUACGUAAAUAUAACAUAACAAUAGAAAUUCAAGACACAACUCGACGAUAAAAAGUUAAUUUGUUUUGGUUCGUAUUUUUUUUUUAUGAAACUAAUUUCCAAAGAUUAUGUAUUGCGUUGUUCUGCAUUAUUUAAAUUAUUAAUUAUUUUAAAACUUUACAAUUAUCAUUCGAGAAAAACAAAUAACAAUAUGUAAGGAGAUGACGGUAUUGGAAAUGAUUUUUUUAGAAUCAAUAGUUAUUAAGAUAUCGUAUGUUAUAAAUAAUUAUGUAUGAGUAAUCACUGAAAUAAAUGAAAAAAAAGUCUU
Messenger RNA from Bombyx mandarina (wild silkworm), 2412 nucleotides. It is a transcript of the gene Ggamma30A, whose product is annotated as guanine nucleotide-binding protein subunit gamma-e. Gene Ontology annotation, molecular function: G-protein beta-subunit binding. The record is from RefSeq and is a predicted model, not a curated record. Gene Ontology annotation, cellular component: heterotrimeric G-protein complex. NCBI's taxonomy places the organism in Eukaryota, Metazoa, Arthropoda, Insecta, Lepidoptera, Bombycidae. Gene Ontology annotation, biological process: sensory perception of taste; phospholipase C-activating G protein-coupled receptor signaling pathway.